Molecule: messenger RNA, 1155 nt
Organism: Colletotrichum truncatum
Lineage: Eukaryota; Fungi; Ascomycota; Sordariomycetes; Glomerellales; Glomerellaceae
Product: calcineurin-like phosphoesterase
Molecular function (GO): hydrolase activity
Source: RefSeq, a predicted model, not a curated record
AUGCCUGCCGGAAUCAUGGACACCCUCGCCGGCAAACAGCACCAGCAGCAACAACAACUACCACACUACUCAAGAUGCCGCCACCAAUCACCCCAGGAACCCAUCCUGCGGAGGACCCGGUUCGUCUGCGUGUCCGACACCCACAACACUACCGUCAAACUGCCGAAAGGAGACGUGCUGAUCCACGCGGGCGACCUGACGAACCAGGGCAGCUAUUCCGAGCUGUCACGGGCAGUAGCCUGGCUCGAGAAAGCAGACUUUGAAGCCAAAAUCGUCAUCGCGGGAAACCAUGACUUGACCCUCGACUCAGACUUCUACGCCGAACAUGGCAACCACUUUCACAACCAAGCGCCACAAUCCCCGGAAUCCUGCCUCUCUCUGCUCACGGACUCACCAAGCAUAACGUACCUCAACCACGCCUCGGCCACCGUCCGCCUCCGCUCGCCAUCAGGACCGCAGACUUCCUUCACCGUCUUCGGGUCGCCGUAUUCUCCCCGCAACGGGCUCUGGGCAUUCGGCUACGACGCACCGCAGGAAGGUACGGCAGAUUUGCCAAGGCUCUGGGACGACAUCCCGCUGGGCGCAGAUGUAGUGGUGACGCACACACCGCCGCACACGCAUGUCGACGAGUCUCGCCACCGCCGCGCCGCAGGCUGCGAGGCUCUCCGGCGUGCUCUGUGGAGGGUACGUCCGAGACUCGCAGUCUGCGGCCACGUCCAUGAGGCGCGGGGCGUGGAGCGCGUAAGAUGGGACCUAGGGUGCGCCAACACGGCGUUCAAGGAAGCUGGCGUAAAGACCUGGGAAGAUCCGGGCGUGGGAAAUAAACAGUCCCUGGUGAAUCUCUCGAGCAAAGGGGGAGAGCCCUUACUGAAUGACGGCGGCGACGUCGGCACAGUGACGUCUGUUGGGGGCGGAGACGGAACGGGACCGGGGGUCGGCACCCGCGGUCUCGGCGGCGACCCUGCCUCUGCCCGGGCAGACCGUGACGCGUUGAUGGGACGCCUGGGGCGGCAGGAAACGUGCGUCGUGAACUGCGCCAUCAUGGCCAAGAGUUAUCCUCACGUCGGUGGGAAGACGGUCAACAAACCUAUCGUGAUUGAUCUGGAUUUGCCUGUGUGGACUGAGACCCCUGAGACGGCGCAUGCAGGUGAAUGA